UUUGGAGUUUCACUCUUCAAAACUUCAAAUUUGAAGUUUUGAAGUUCCUUUUUGGAGAACAAAAAACUCUAUAUUUGGAGUUAUAGAGUUUCUUUUGGAGAUGCUCUAACAAUAAAGGAACUAAAAUUGCUGAUCGGCGUUUGUAAUCACAGUGAUAUAAGAGCACCAUUAACCCAAAACCCCAAAUAGGGGUGCUUAUUCUUUUUUAAAUAAUUUAUGUUGUAAAAGUGAUUUACGAUGCAACGCUAAGCAUCCUUAACAUUUUCGUGCUUCAAUGGGAAGUUUUUAUUUUGGGGUUUUAAAAAAAAAUAAAAAUAUUUUUUGAAAGAUGCAUUUUAUUUAUUAAAUAAAACAUAAAAAAGAAAUAUUUAAACAUAAAUUCUAAAAUAAAAACGUAGAUUUUUUCUUUUUCAUCUUUGGGUGUCAUUUUGGUCAUUUUUAUAAAUAAAAAAUGGUGCUAGUUAGGUCAUUUUCAUAUUUGGGUGUCAUCUUGGUCAUAAAAACAGUGUUUGGGUGUUAUUUUCGUCAUUUUGGAAACAAAAUUGGUGUUAGCUAACUUAUUUUCACAUUUGAGUGUCAUUUUGAUCAUAAAAACAGUGUUUGAGUGUUAUUUUGGUCAUUUUCAAAAAAAAAUCGGUGUUAGUUAGAUCAUUUUCAUAUUUGGAUGUUAUUUUAGUCAUAAAAACAGUGUUUCAAAAAAAAAAUGUUUCAAAAAAAAAAGCUGCUCAAUGGCAGCGCGCCACAUGCCUUUAAGAUAUAGUGCUUAGAGCACCCUCAUUAGUGAACUUAUGGGGGGGGGGUUCACACAUAUUCCAAAAAAAAAAAAUAUUAAAAUAAGAAUAGUGAUGAACAUGUCUCUCUCCACCCCUUUCCAGUGAACCUGGUUCAUCACUGUAGCGCGGGCCCUACGGCACGUGGUGGUCCGCGACUGGUCCGAAAAAAUAAUUUUUUUUUUUUAUAAACAAAAAUCAUCCAAAAAAAAAAAUGCUUUGUGAACCCCUUUCAUGGGGUUCACUAAUGGGGAUGCUCUUAUUGUGUUUGUUUAAGCACCGAUGCUUCUCCUUUUUCAUAUAUAUAUAUUUUUUUUUUAAGUUGUUAAGCACCCCCGUUAACUAACUUAAGAUGAUGUACUUUUUAUUACAAACACAGUAUCUAGCUACUAUAAAUUUUAAUUAGAUACACUCCUAUUUGAAAAUUAUGUAGAAAUGUCAGAAUUGACUAUCGGUACACGAAGUGCCAUGUUAAUUAUUGGGAUGGUACCUACUAGCUAGGCAAUGUCGAGGAAUGACCAACUAAAAUUUUGUCCCAAAAAAUAAAAUAAAAUAAAAUACAUGUUGUAUAAGUAUACAUUGGACAAAUAAUACUAGUAGUUUAGAAGAAUUAUUAGCAUCUUGAAAAUUUAUUCCAUGUAUGCAUUAACACUGUCAGAAUUUUGAAUUUAUGAUUACAAUUCAUUGAUUAUUCAAAUUAAAGUUUUGAAUAAUAAGACUAUAGUGUGGUAAUAAAAACUUUUUAACGUAACAUUUCGAGUCAUCAUGCAUAAUGCUUUAAUAUACUCCCUCUAUUAAAAAUAUAUAUAUUUUUUCUAGAUUUAAUUUUUGUUCUAAAAUAAGAAAUUUUUAGAAUUUGAAGAUAUUUUAUUAAUUAAUAUUGAUAAAUUGUAUACUUUAAAAAACAUUGAGAAUAUUUGAAUUGAUUAGAUAUUAUUCGUUGAUAGUUAUUAAAAAUGUAUUGUAAAUUAUGAAUUUAGUUAUAAACAUUCAUUACAUUUUUAAUAUGUGUAAAUAUUUUAAAAAAUCAUUAGUAUUUCGAAAACAGAAGGAGUAUUUUGAAAGAUAAUAACCAACUAGCUUAAUUGAAAUGAUUGCAUAAUCAUGGUAUACAUUACUUCACUUGCGUCUAAUCUCGUGUAAGCUCAUUUUGAUUAGUCCUUCAUUAGAGGCUAGUAUUGACUAUUGAGUCAAUACAUUGAAACCUUGUUUAUGAUUUCAUGUGUGGACUAGCACUGAAUAUUGGAAUUAUCCAACACUUGUAUGUUUAGUAUUCAUGGGUUUUUUUGUUUAGUUUUUUUUUUCUGAACAACUGAUAAUAUUAGAAACUAAUGGUCCAACGGGUUAAGACGAAUACAACCGGAAAGAAAUUCAACGGUAAACUGAAAGAUGAGAAUAACUAAAGCAUGGGUUUUUACAUAGUUUUCAAGCUUUUUGUCAUGCUCUCCUUAGCCAUCCCUAUCAUUUGCCAUGCUUUCUUUUUAGUUUUCAUGGUUUUUUUUUUGUUCAACCAUGGUUUUUUUAACAUUGCUUAGUUUUGAUGUUUAGACUUGAAAAUACCAGUCUAAUUAACUUACACGUCAUUUGAUCGGUUUUUUUGAAAUCAGGUGUUACUGUUAUUUUAAAAAGAUGGUCUUAUAUAAGAAUUAUGAGUAAAUAGGUGAGCAGUUAUCGUAAUUGGUAGAUUAUAUUCACGUUACUAUGCUAGUAUAUGAUCGACACACUUCCAUAGACUAUAAAUUGAUAGUCCACUUUAAUUAUCGGAAGUCUUACAGUACAGAAAUUAUAUCACCUAAACCAUUCUUUUUAUAUGUAUUUUGCCAUAACCUCACUCCCUAAACAACAAGAAAAUAAGAUUAUAUUCUCUUUUUGUGUUCUAGUAUUUUCUCCAACAAUUCCAACUAAGGUAAACUAACCUUAAUGUGUUCCCAGCCAGUGUUGUCGACACAUUUUCCAGAGGUGCACUACGUACCUUCAAGCAGAAUUAUUGGGUCAUUAUUGAAACUUUUAUCUGUUUGCAAUCUUUUUUCUUCUAAUCAAACCCAUAUGCUAGUUAAAUCUUUUGGAAAACAAUCCCAUCAAUAAUGUUUCGCGUAUCUUUUUAAAAGUUAAAUUAAGUGUUGAUAUUUUCAAUUAGAGACAAGCUCAUAGUUAUCUUAUAGCUCACAAACCACCCGGCUAUUAAUGUUACACAUACAUUAGUGUUCCUAUUUUUGUCCUCUGACAAAGUUUAUGGGUUUUGAUUUUAUGGUCCUUUAAAAAACAAAGACUAAAGAGAAAACUUUUUUAAAAAAGUGAACAGAGGAGCGGACGUCAGCCGUCACAUGACGGGAGGAAGUGACCAAGUGGACCGAAUAGAAGAAAAGGCCUCGAAAACAGAGAACGGUGCCGUUAGCGGACUAACGGAGAUAGAGUGAUGAAAUGUGGGUCCAACGAUGGAGCCGGAGCGUUCCGUCGUCGGUCCAACCAGUGUUCUUGUAUUUAUUGGACAAAUGUAUCCGUACGGUCUUGUUUUCUUGGUUUCAAAAUCGAACUUUCCUUCUUCACGAUUCUUAAGGCAAUAACCAAUUAACCAUUGACUCAGCUCGACAACAUCGUCAGUAUCUAUGUAUGUAAUACACGUUUUAUACUUGCACAGUUACAAUGACAAUUUGUAUAUUGAUAGGUAAUAUCUGUUCCUAAUUUUCAAAAUAAUCAUGUUAUUUAAUAUUUACAAUCAAAAUUAAACAAAAAGCUCUAACUGUGUUAUUUUCUUUUAACUAGGUAAGAUUCGUUUCGUUCAGAAUUAAACUAUGGAAAUAUAUAUGUGUAUUUAUAUAUUAUAGAAUAGUAUAUUAUAUAUGUAAAGCUAUAAAAACUGUGUAAAAUUAUGUAAAAAGAUUACGGUAAAGUGGAGAAGGUAUAUACUACGUAAAUCUUUUACCAAGAAAAAAUCUUUAUUACUACGAUAUAAAGAAGAAGUCUUGUUGCACAAAAAAAAAAGUCUUAAAUAUAUUAAAAUGAUCCACUCUAGCGUCACGAAAAUAAAAAAUAAAAAUCCAAAGGAGGUACCGCUUAUUAAAAAUUGUCCAGUAAAAACAUACUUUUAGUUACAGUUGCCAAGUAAAAAUGUGCACAUUGUACACUGUGAGAUCGAAUUUCUAUGAACUUAUCGUUGUCACAAGAACUUGUCAUUGUGUAAUGAUUAUUCUUCCGGUCACCAAAGCAUUUUUUACCAUCUUAUAUUUAUUGCAUAUUGUAUUGGAUAGAAUAUUCUAAAUAUUUUAAAAUUAAUUUACUCCACAUUCCACUAAAAACUACAAACAAGUGAAAUACAACUUUUUAUGCUUCACUCUAUUCAUUUUUUUAACGAAGAAAAAUAUAUGCUCAACUUUACUCGUCGUCUUUUUGAAUGAAAAAAUAUAUUGAAGUGAAAGAAUCUCGAACUCUCAACGUCAUGGUCACUCAAUUUUAUUCCAUAUUUUGCUCUAAUAAUAAUAAUUUAUAUUAUUACUUUUUUUACUCUUAUUUUCAUCAUUUCAUUCUCUAUCAUUUUUUCACCUUUUUAUUCCAGUAUACUCUAAUAAAGCCAAUCAAAAUCUUACUCCUAAAACGAAACUUGAUUUGUUGAGAGAUAAAAACUUAUUAUCGUUACUUUUUCCUAAUCACCUAUGCAAAAAAUAAUUGUAUUUAGAGGAACACUUUACUAAAUCAAACAAAAAUGCUAUGGAAUUAAAGUGAUUACAUACAUGACUUAGAGAAUGGAGUUAACAUGCUCAUCUAGGGCACCAUGCCUAGUUUUGACUGGUGUAGUAUUAUACAAUAAUCAUUUCACAUUUAUUGACUCAUAAUCUCUAUGUUUUAUAAUGUAGGAUGUUUUAGAAGGUCUAUGGUAUAUCUAUAUCUAUGAUGGUAGUGUGGAGAGAUACAAAAUGUAAAAUUCAAAAUGUAAAUGUUUUAAUAUUUUAGAUUAAUUAACUUUAUUUAAUAUGUUCUACCAACAAUAUUUUACAGUUUUUAAUGAAUGGUUAAAUUAUUUUUAGUUUAUACAUUUAAUAGUGUUUUUCUUUAAAAAACUUGAAAUGUGUGUUUUUAUACAAAACACUAUACAUGAUUUGGAAAGUAAAAUUUUCUAUAUAUUUUUCUUGUUCUACAAAGAUAGAUUUUCUAUUUUAUUAACAUACUUUGUAUAUUUUUGAGAAGCAUUAAUUAGAAAUAUUUGAAUUCAUUAAAUUUUAUUGGUGGAUAAUUAUUCGAAAGUGUAUAGAAAAGUUAUAUUAAAUUGUAAACAUUAAUUAAAUUCUUAAUAAGCAUGAAUAUUCUAGAAAAUCUUGGUUUCGAGGUAACGGAGAGACUAUGAAACAUAUGGCAUAUCAAACAAUGUUUAAAACUAAUAUUAUAUGUUGUGGUUCAGAACUAGUGGAUUACGAAAUUCAGCCCCAAACGUCUUAGUGUUAAAAAAUUUUAAAAAUCUAUACGUAAAAAAAAUCAACAACAUUUAUCACAACUAUAUUUUAUAGGCUACAUGAAAUGAAUUUUAAAACAAAUUAUAAUAUAUAGUAGCUCAAACAGCGAGUUGAUCAAAAAAAAAAAAAAGUAGCUCAAACAGCGAAAUAAUUAAAGUACACUACUGUACAUACAGCCAUAAUGCAUAUUACUGAUGUUGGGAGAACUGUAUAGCAGAGAAGAAGCAAAUAAAAAACUGAAGGGAAAGACAAGACCAACAAACGGCUUCAUGGUUCACAUACCCUGCAAAGAAAACUUGUUGCUUUCUUUGGCAAUAUAGCAUGGGCUUCCAAUAUCUUUUGCCCAGUUUUAUACUAUUAUAUCAUGUACCUUUAUUUACAUUUUAUAUAAUCACAGUAUAACAGUACGUUUAAUACAUCACUGUUCACUCUACAUACGUAAGUGAUUUUAAAACUAAAUUAGGUAGAUCUAUUAAUUCUCGGUACACAGUGAUAAGGAAACUUAAACUAAGACAUUGGAUUACUCUUUACGUUUCAAAAGAAGAUCCAUGUUUUAAGAAAAAAGUUGUUUCAAAAAAAUACAAUUUUUAUAUUUUUAAUGUAUGAAUUAAUGGUAAAUUGUAAACUUAAAAAAACAUAAUUGUGUUUAUUAAAAUUUUAUUGGUUCAAAAUUAUGGAAAAUAGUUAACUACGUAAAAUAAUGCAUUGUUAAUCCAAAUUUCAUAUAUUUUCUUAAUAUGUGUAAGGAUUCUAAACAUACAUUUUGUUUAAAAUAUAAAGAGUAUAUAUAAGUUAUAACCAUUAAAACCCAAGAACAAAGAACCAACCAUGAAAUAUUUUUGAAUAAAUCUUAAAACGUGUCCAUCUAAUAAAAACUUUUUACAUUGAUUGUUUCCUAUUUUGAAAAAUUGCUUAUGAUAUUUUUUCAGUAUCUCUGCAAAAAAAGCAUAGUUUAUUUUUAUUUGUAUUUAAUUUAUAUAUCAUUAAAUUAUAACAAAUUUAGAGGUAUUAUAUCGCCAAUCUCAGUUCCAUAUAAGUCAAUUAGAUCAAAUACUUAACUAGCUCAUGUUCUAAUUUUGUGACAAAGCGUGAUUUCAUAUACAUGAUUACAACAUCCAAUUAACACUACUUAGCAAAUUAGGUGACUUGAAAUUUCUGUAAAACUGUGGUCAUAACAUGCAUUUGUAAAGAAAAAACACGCAAGUUUUGCCACCUUUUCGUAUGAAUGCUAUUAGAUACGAACACUAGUGACCAAUGAGAAGUGUUUCCCGAUUGCAUCAAAACAUUUCAACUAGGAUUGGUCAAAGGGUUUCAAACUCAGUUAUAGUAAUUACUUUUUAUUGCAGAAUGUAACUUACGACUAAUAUCUUUCAUAUUCGCUACUUAAUUUACCUCUCGACCCAAAUUUAGAAAAGCUAGUGAACUGUAAGGCGCUUUGUUUAUACUUUAUAGUACUCGCUUAAAUUUUGCAGGAAAGAGAGAAAAAAUAUCGAAUUUCAAUCACAGUUAAGAAGUAAUACAAUGAUUCCAAAAAAAUUACAGUGCAUUUUUUUGGCACAACGUCCUAGGUUGUUGUCUGCCACGUUAGCCACCAGCUGUAACAAAAGAGACUGGUAAAGGUUAAAACAAUAAAGAACUGCCCGUAACGGUCCUUGAUUUUCACAAGCAACUUGCUAUGCCCAAAUGACAAAAAGCACACUUGUGGUAAAAUAUAGGAAAAGAAGAAAGCUUCGUACGGAGGUUUUUUAGAUUAAAGACUUAAUCACCUGCCGUUAAGUAUAAUUAAGUAUUCUGGUCAAAAGUAGGACUGGCCGUGUCUCCGGUAUCACGUGACCUGAAUCUCCAAUUACGAGACCAAUUAAAAAAGAUUAGUAUAAUUACUUUAUUUGGAGUAAUACUGUACAUGUUUUUUCUCUUUGUCACCUACCAGGGAAAGGCACGUCCCAGCCGUUGGAUCAGACCAAUUUUAUGUAACACAUGUCAAUUCAUUGACUUGUGCAUUUGUUUUCACAGGCGAUAAUCUCGUCAAAUUACUUUUUGAAACAAUCGAAUUAGAUAUUUUCUAAUUUCCUUUUGAUUUAUUUUCUUAAUGUUCAUGUUGCCCAUUAAGCAUUAAUAUACAUAUUAAAAUACUAAGUAAAAAAAUUAAUUAUACAACUACUUUAAUUUCAGUUCAAUAUACAUUCAUUUUUAACGAGUAUUCCCUCUAUUUCAUAAAUAAAUAGUUUUAGUAAAAAAAUUAUUUCAUAAUAUAAAUAUUUUUAAUACCUCAAUACAACUUUUAUAUUUAUUGAACAUUGUAUGACUAAUUAAAUUGUGUAUAUUUUUAUAAUCGGUUGAAUUUAUAUAUUAAAUGAUAUUUUAACAAAUAACCAUUUUAUUAAUAUUUGUGUGUUUUAACUAAAAACUACCAAAAAUUUAAAACAGAAGAAAUAUAGUUUUGCUAAUUGUCUAUAUUCCAUUUGAUAUCGCCAUUAGCCCUUGUAUAUAGCUUAAGAGUUCACUCUUUCUUUUGCACAAUGCAUGAAAAACAUUAAAAAACGAGUUGUAUGGAAAUAUUUACAUACAAAAAUUCAUGUUUAUCUAGUAAAUUUGUGCGAUUAAUUGGAGAAAAUAUUUUUUUACAAUAUACCCAAAAAACAAGUAUCGUUAAAGAGCAAAAAAGACCCGGAGUGAACACUUAUCAGCCGUUUCAAGAUCCUAUAAAAUAGUCACUUCUUCUCUCUCUCUCUCUCUCUCUUUACUUACAUGUGCUCUGCCGCUUUUAAAUCUCCAUCUUCCUCCCCGUGUCACUCUUUCUCACACUCUUCAAAAAAAACAUUUUCUUUCCUCUGCUGCACACUUGAAAAUUUCCAGGAAUAUUUCCAAGAAAAACCAGCCUUCUCUCCAAAAGAAGCAUCUUCCUCUUUCUCUCUCGAUAACCAAACGGUGUGUUUGUGUUGAUUCCAUAAGAAUAAUAACGAAAAGCUCUUUUUUCUUUAACUUUUCCGGGAAAAUCUUCUCUUUCCCAACGUUUCUAUCUAGCAGAUUUCUUCUCCUUCUUUGAUAAAGGUUUUUGCAGAGAAGCAUCAGUCUUUGUCUCUCUCUUGUUCUUCAAGUUUCUUCCUCUUUUCUUUCAAAAGUCCAUCUUUAUCUUUGUCUCUUCCUUUAUCAUCUUUUUGCUUUCUAAUGCUCUCUCUCUGAUAUAAACACAACACAACACAAGUCUAACUAACCGAAAGAGAUAAGAAAUGGAACCGGAGAAGAAUCUUGUUCUCCCCCCGAAUAUCAAAUUCACCGAGCACAAAACCAACACGACAAGAACCGUACCAGGUUUCAACAACCACCACCUUCAACAUCCAAGGAUUAUCCGCAUAUCCGUCACCGACCCAGACGCAACAGACUCCUCCAGCGACGACGACGAAGAAGAAGAAACACACCAACGCUUCGCCUCAAAACGCCGUCGUAUCAAGAAGUUCGUAAACGAAGUAGUUCUUGAUUCUGGUGCUGCUAGUACCGGUUCUAGUACUCAAAUCGAACCGAAGAGGAGAAGAAGGAAGAGAGCGGUUAUCGUCAAACCGGAACCAGCUUCUGCUCCUCCGGAGAAGAAAUACCGAGGCGUGAGGCAGCGCCCGUGGGGAAAAUGGGCGGCGGAGAUUAGAGAUCCGCUCCGUCGCGUACGCCUCUGGCUCGGAACUUUCAACACGGCGGAGGAAGCCGCCUUGGUUUACGACAGCGCCGCCAUUCAGCUCCGUGGCCCCGACGCUCUCACCAACUUCUCCGUUCCUCCGCCGUCACCGGUCGAGAAGAAGGCCAAAAUCAAAGACGACGUCGCUUCUUCCUCCACCAGCAGCGACAUACUCCGUUCUCCGGUGUCUGUUCUUCGAUCUCCGUUCACCGUCGACGAAACUUCGGCAGUUAUCGUCAAGGAAGAGCCCUCGGCGACGACGGUGUCGGAGACUUUCUCCGACUUCUCGGCGCCGUUGUUCGCAGACGAUGAUUUGUUCGAUUUCCGGAGCGACUUUCUCGCCGGCGACUUAUUCGGAGAAGAUCUCUUCGCAGAUACGACGUGCACGGGUAUGAACUUUGGAUUCGAUUUCGGAUCUGGAUUAUCCAGCUGGCACGUGGAGGACCAUUUUCAAGAUAUUGGGGAUCUAUUCGGGUCGGAUCCUCUUGCUGUUUAAUAGUAUAUUUUAUAAAUAAAAUAGUUUACCGGCCGUUUAUUAAACGGACGGCGAAGUUUUGUACCGGUGAGAUAUAGCCGUGAUGUUUGUAUUAUCUUUUUUUUUGGGUACUUUUUGUGGUUAUAUGAAAUGAAAUUGUAUUAAUGUAGUUAAUGUUUCAAUGGUAAUAUUAAUUAAUUAUUUACGUUUAAGUU
Molecule: messenger RNA, 9572 nt
Organism: Brassica rapa (field mustard)
Lineage: Eukaryota; Viridiplantae; Streptophyta; Magnoliopsida; Brassicales; Brassicaceae
Product: ethylene-responsive transcription factor CRF2
Biological process (GO): regulation of DNA-templated transcription
Molecular function (GO): DNA-binding transcription factor activity; DNA binding
Source: RefSeq, a predicted model, not a curated record